AUGUUUCGGACGACAAGGAAGCUCAUGAUGGCACUAAGAACUCUUUCCGCAAAGAACGCCGCCGAGCUCGACAAGGAGCUCAUGAGCAGCGGGGCCUUCUCUAUUGACCAACUGAUGGAGUUGGCUGGCCUUUCAGUGUCCCAAGCCGUAUUCAAGCUCCAUCCAGUCAGCAAGGGCAAGCGCAUCCUCGUGGCUUGCGGGCCGGGCAACAACGGCGGCGACGGUCUCGUGGCUGCCCGCCACCUCCACCACUACGGCUACGAACCUACCGUCUACUACCCCAAACAGAGCAAGAACGAGCUGUACCAGCGGCUCCGGACGCAGCUCGAGGACCUGAAGGUGCCUUUCACGGACGACUUCGACGCCUCGCUCGGCGCUUCCGACUUCAUCGUCGACGCCAUCUUCGGCUUCAGCUUCAGCGGCGAGGUGCGCGAGCCCUUCCCCAGCGUCAUCGAGGCCCUGCGCGACACCAAGGUGCCCGUGCUCGCCGUCGACGCGCCGUCGAGCUGGAACAUCGAGUCCGGCCCGCCCGAAUCCGGCCCGGGAAAGGGCUUCAACCCGCCGGCAUUGAUCAGCUUGACGGCCCCGAAGCCGCUGGUGAAGUGGUUCAAGGGCAGGCAUUUCCUUGGUGGGAGGUUCCUGAGCAAGGCUGUGGCGGAGAAAUACAGCUUGGAUAUUCCCCCCUACGAGGGUAUUGAUCAGGUUGUUGAAGUACCGGUAGAGGGACAGAAGCUGUAA
This is a messenger RNA of Diplodia corticola, 738 nucleotides long. RefSeq names its product meiotically up-regulated protein. Gene Ontology annotation, cellular component: mitochondrion. The record is from RefSeq and is a predicted model, not a curated record. NCBI's taxonomy places the organism in Eukaryota, Fungi, Ascomycota, Dothideomycetes, Botryosphaeriales, Botryosphaeriaceae. Gene Ontology annotation, molecular function: NAD(P)HX epimerase activity. The transcript has 5 exons. Bases 1 to 738 code for a protein of 245 amino acids.